UGUUUCCACACGGCCUUGAAUCAGUCGCAGAAUAGGGAAACAUGUCAAGUAUUGUUUCUUAUUAGAUGGGUGUUAUUUUAUUUAUUAAAACAAUAUAACUCAAUAAACUCUGUAGUGUUAAGUCAGCUUGUCCCUGUUUGUUUGGGUGCCUCGGUAGUGCCUUGUUCGAGUUUGGAGAAUAGCUAGAAAUUUACAGAAAAGCUUUGAUUGAUUAUUUAUAAUGUCUAAAGCUGCUGUUCCUCUCCGAAUUCUUUGUAUUCAUGGUUAUCGACAGAAUGGAAACUCUUUUAGAGAGAAGACAGGGGCUUUACGCAAACUACUAAAGAAACAAGUGGAGCUGGUGUAUAUUAGUGCACCACACCAAGUUCCUGCAAUUCAAAACGAAACCAAUCAGGAACCAGAGAAGUCAGCCAGAAGUGGUGAAGAAGACCAGAGUGGCUGGUGGUUCUCUGAUGUCCAGGCACGAAGUUUUAAUGCUAAACAGGAGUGUGAGAGCAGCCUGGGUCUGGAAGAGAGUAUAGAGGCUGUGAAAACUGCAGUGAAGGAUCUUGGCCCUUUCGAUGGCAUCCUGGGCUUUAGUCAAGGUGCUGCGCUUGUGGCCAUGCUGUGUGCCCUGCAAGAACAAAAACUACAGCCUGAUUUCAAUUUCCGCUUUGCCAUCCUGGUCGCCGGAUUUCGCAGUGCCUGUUCCCAGCAUCAGCGGUUCUACAAAGGACCGGUGAUAACAAUCCCCUCUCUGCAUGUGUUUGGACAGGAUGACCGUGUAAUUCCAGAGGAGAUGAGCCGAGAUCUGCUGCCAGCGUUUGAUGGAGCUCAAAUCCUCUUUCAUCCUGGUGGACACUUUGUUCCGGCGGCAUCCUCGCACAGGCAGACAUACCAAGACUUCCUCAAGAAGUUUCAGUAAGAGGAUAAAAGAAUAUAUGAGGGUUUCUGGAAUAAAUCAGGUGUACAUAAAAUGUACUAAGUGAAUUAUAGCUACAUUAUAAAAGUCUUGGAAAUUGAAAGGUCAAUAAAAGGAUGUUUUACACUGUUCUCAGGGAAAUGGUUACUUGAAUAAAGACUUUCACAAGAA
Messenger RNA from Ctenopharyngodon idella (grass carp), 1072 nucleotides. RefSeq names its product OVCA2 serine hydrolase domain containing (gene ovca2). The record is from RefSeq and is a predicted model, not a curated record. Gene Ontology annotation, biological process: response to retinoic acid. Gene Ontology annotation, cellular component: nucleus; cytoplasm. Lineage: Eukaryota; Metazoa; Chordata; Actinopteri; Cypriniformes; Xenocyprididae. The transcript has 2 exons. The coding region runs from base 221 to 904 and encodes 227 amino acids.